Messenger RNA from Aptenodytes forsteri (emperor penguin), 1003 nucleotides. RefSeq names its product acidic leucine-rich nuclear phosphoprotein 32 family member B. Gene Ontology annotation, cellular component: nucleus. NCBI's taxonomy places the organism in Eukaryota, Metazoa, Chordata, Aves, Sphenisciformes, Spheniscidae. Bases 90 to 737 code for a protein of 215 amino acids. The record is from RefSeq and is a predicted model, not a curated record. Gene Ontology annotation, molecular function: histone binding. The transcript is spliced from 6 exons. Gene Ontology annotation, biological process: regulation of apoptotic process.
UGAAGGAGCUGGUUCUUGAUAACUGCCGUUCGGACGAUGGGAAGAUCGUUGGGCUCUCUUCAGAUUUCGAGAACCUGGAGUUCCUCAGCAUGAUCAACAUCAACUUGCUGUCCGUCUCCAAUCUCCCCAAACUUAACAAACUCCGGAAGCUGGAGCUGAGUGAUAACAGGAUUUCUGGUGGCCUUGAAGUUCUAGCAGAGAGAACUCCUAACCUGACACACUUGAAUCUAAGCGGCAACAAGAUCAAAGACAUCAAUACCCUGGAGCCCUUGAAAAAGUUGCCAAACCUGCAUAGUCUGGACCUCUUCAACUGUGAGGUGACGAUGCUCAUCAACUACCGGGAGAGCGUGUUCACCCUCCUGCCCCAGCUCACCUACCUAGACGGAUUUGAUGCUGAUGACCAGGAAGCCCCCGACUCAGACCCUGAAGCAGACGGGGAUGGACUGGAAGAUGAGUAUGAGAAUGGGGAAGAAGGUGAGGAAGAGGAUGAUGAUGAUGAGGAAGAUGAUUUGGAUGAAGAAGUCAUUGAUGAUGAAGAAGACGAAGAUGAUGAUCUGGAAGGUGAAGAAGAGGAGGACGGAGUAGAUGAUGAGGAGGAAGAUGAGGAGGAAGAUGGUGAGGAUGAUGAAGAAGAUGAAGCUGAUGAUGACCUUCCGCGAGGGGAAAAGAGAAAACGAAAUCUAGAGGAUGAAGGAGAGGAAGAUCCAGAAGACGAAGAGGACGAUGAGGAUGACUGAUCCGAGCGAGCCAAUCAGUUUUACAGACUAUGACUGUGCUUGUCUUAACCUCCCCGUUGUGUCUAUGUGAGACUGUAAAUCCCCGUCUCCCACUCCUCCCCCCUUUGUAUGGCUGCAGUGUCCACAAUAUAUUUUUUUAAGAUGUAUAACACUGUAGGCAUUCAGGGGAAUCUUCCAUACAAGGCUCACUUUCUCACAAGUGUCUCAUGACCAAAGGCUUUCUCCGUUCUGUGGUUUGUGCAGCAGUUUGCAAAAAAAAAAAGAAA